This is a messenger RNA of Myxocyprinus asiaticus (Chinese sucker), 4064 nucleotides long. RefSeq names its product HHIP-like protein 1. The transcript is spliced from 9 exons. Gene Ontology annotation, cellular component: membrane. NCBI's taxonomy places the organism in Eukaryota, Metazoa, Chordata, Actinopteri, Cypriniformes, Catostomidae. Bases 296 to 2812 code for a protein of 838 amino acids. The record is from RefSeq and is a predicted model, not a curated record.
GUGUGUACAAGUGAGUGUCUGUGGCAUGGCUGUGGUUCAGACUGUUGAAUGAGUGGGCCUUGUGUAGCAGUGCUUCGGCUGCUUUCUCUCCCCUAGAUCCACAUGUCAGAGUAGUGUGUGUGUGUGUGUGUGUGUGUGCGUGUGUGUGUAUCUCCACAUGUGUUUGCAGGAGACAGCUGACCUCUAGCCACUACUACUCGCAACUAACUUGCGGAGAAACUACACACACCAUUGGUAUUUUUCAAUUUUAGCACAAGCCAACUUUGUCAGCAGGCACAGAGUUUUCUUCUGUGCGAUGAGUGGAAUGACAUUGUGGAGAGCUUAUUGCUUGCUUCUGCUGGUAUCCCUGAUAACUCUGGAGGGAAAUGCCCACCCACAGUGCCUGGACUACAAGCCUCCCUUCCAGCCCCCGGAGCCCCUGGUCUUCUGCAAAGAGUAUGCCAAAUUCGGAUGCUGUGACUUAGACAGGGAUAACCAAAUAUCCCAGCACUUCUAUCAGAUCAUGGACUACUUUGAUCACUCUGGAUACAUGGCCUGUGGGAAUUAUAUCCGCAGCAUUCUUUGCCAGGAAUGCUCGCCAUAUUCAGCUCACCUGUAUGAUGCCGAAGAUGCCAACACUCCAAUGCGGGAGCUUCCGGGUCUCUGUGGGAACUACUGUAGUGAUUACUGGCUCCAUUGCCGUUAUACUCUCAGUCUUCUGACCAAUAACAAUGAAACUUAUGCUAUUGAGGAAGACCAAACUAAGUUCUGCAAACAUCUGGAACUGAAGGAUCCGGAGUACUGUUAUCCAAACGUCCUCUCCAACGAUGAGCUCAAUGCAAACCUGGGUGAUGUUCAGGCAGAUCCGCAAGGCUGUAUUCAGUUAUGCCUGGAAGAAGUUGCAAAUGGUCUUUGCAAUCCUGUCGCAAUGGUUCACGCAAAUGAUGGCACUCACCGUUUCUUUGUCGCAGAGCAGCUGGGUUACGUGUGGACCUACCUGCCGAAUGGCUCUAGAAUUGACAGGCCCUUCCUGAAUCUGACCAAGGCUGUUCUAACAUCACCUUGGGCAGGGGAUGAGCGAGGGUUCCUUUGCAUUGCCCUGCACCCUAGUUUCACAAAGGUGAAAAAGGCCUAUGUCUACUACUCUGUGUCUGUGAAGAAGCAGGAGAAGAUUCGCAUCAGUGAGUUCACCUUGUCUGAUGCAGAUAUGAACAUGCUGGAUCACUCCUCAGAAAGGACACUUUUAGAAGUUAUCGAGCCUGCAUCAAACCACAAUGGAGGUCAGCUGCUGUUUGGGUUAGAUGGCUAUCUGUACAUAUUCAUAGGAGAUGGUGGCAAAGCAGGAGACCCUUUUGGAAAGUUUGGAAAUUCCCAAAACAAGUCCACUCUCCUUGGCAAGGUCUUGCGAAUUGACGUUGACAACAAUGACUAUGGCGCCCCCUACAGUAUACCACCAGACAAUCCGUUUGUGGGAGAGAAGGACACAAAGCCAGAAAUCUAUGCCUAUGGUGUGAGGAACAUGUGGAGAUGUUCCAUCGACAGAGGUGACCCAAUCAGUGGCCAGGGGCAGGGCAGAAUGUUCUGUGGGGAUGUUGGGCAGAAUAAAUAUGAGGAAGUGGACCUCAUCGAAAAAGGAGGGAACUAUGGAUGGAGGGCAAAAGAGGGCUUCUCCUGUUACGACUACAAACUAUGCUCCAACUCUUCACUCAAUGAUAUCCUUCCGAUUUUUGCUUAUCCACAUAAAGUCGGCAAGUCUGUAACUGGCGGCUACAUCUACAGAGGCUGCCAGAUGCCUAAUCUUAAUGGUCUGUACAUCUUUGGGGAUUUUAUGAGUGGGCGACUGAUGUCACUAAAGGAGAACCCUGAUACUGGAAAAUGGAAUUAUAAGGAGAUCUGUAUGGGCAGUGACAAAACUUGCAGUUUCCCUAAACUUAUAAACAGCUACUACAAAUAUAUAAUAUCUUUUGGUGAAGAUGAGGCAGGAGAGCUUUACGUCCUUGCAACAGGAGCGGCCAGUGCAAAAGCCAGAGCAGGAGUGGUAUAUAAAAUAGUGGAUCCAUCAAGGAGGGCCCCUCCAGGCAAGUGCAGCUACAAGCCCACUCCAGUCAACACAAAGGGAAAACUGAUUCAUUUCAGCCCUAAGGAAGAGUUUGUGAUUAACAAAAAAGCUGCACUAACAACAACUGCCAUUCCCAAGCCAAAACCAACCAAACUCAGUACAACCACAACUCCCCGACCACGAGUACCGCAAACAACUCGCAGGGUGGCUCCAGCGACCACAGUCCGAUCAUCUACACAACAGCCACACACGUUUCACAGUACCCCGCGGCCCAAGCCUCCCUCUUUGUCAACUCCAAGGCCUGCAUAUUGGACGCCUACACCCAAGCCCACUGCAAAGACCCAAAGGAGCAGACCUGGCAAACGAGGCCGAGGCAAGUCCAGGAGGAAAGGGAACCGGGGAGGCAAGUCUCGCACUGGAACGGUGAGGCUGGUCAGUGCUGAUGGCCAAAAAGACCGUGGCCGAUUGGAGAUCUUUGUACGUGGCGAAUGGGGCACAGUGUGUGAUGACUUGUUUAAUAUUAAGGCUGCAUCUGUAGUCUGCAAGCAGCUGGGAUUUCCAGUGGCCAUCCGUGUGGCUAAGAGAGCAGAGCUGGGGGCAGGAGGCAUUGGGCUUAGCAUCCUACUGGACGAUGUGGAGUGUGAAGGGACAGAACGGUCUCUACUAAACUGCAAACAUGCCAAAAUUGAUAAAAAUAACUGUUCUCAUGAAGAGGAUGUAGGGGUGAUUUGCGGCCAUUAUGAAAACGCAAUUAAGUUGGAGAGAAUGAUUUGAUGUUAUUAUUGGCUGUGUUGUUCUUAUACAGCCCAUUCCAUCUUUCAACUGUCAUUUUAAAUAAAAAACUGCCUAUUGUAAUUGACAGAAAAUAAUGUUUUCUCAUUUAAAGGGUUAGUUCACGCAAAAAUGAAAAUUCUGUUAUCAUUUACUCACCCUUGUGUUGUUCCAACCCCAUAUGACUUUCUUUCUUUGGUCGAAGACAGAAGGAGAUGUUAGGCAGAAUGUUCGGGACUGACUGUUUCAGUCACCAUUCACUUUAAUUGUAUAGAAUAAAGAUGCAUUGAGAGUGAAUGGUGACUGAGACUAACAGUUUGCUCAACAUCUCCUUUUGGGUUUCAUAGAGGAAAGAAACUCAGAUGGGUUUGGAACAACACGAGGGUGGGUAAAUGUUGACAGAAUAAAAAUGUUUGGGUGCACUAUCCCUUCUAAAAGACUAAGACUAUGUCCCCAUCCAUUAGUCUCUUUUCUCUAUGUAAAAUGUCUGGAAAAUUUUUUAUUUCAAUCUAAACUCUAUAGAUGUACUGUACAGAGUUAGCUACUGCACAGAAAAAAAAUAUUAUACUAAAAAAGUGUCAAAUAAACACAGGACUCACAGGUAAUAUUAAAUCAAUUAAAUAUUCUAAUAAUCAAUAAUAAACUUCAACACUGAAUCAUGCAUUAUUUACACUGCACUGUGAGUUGUUGACCAUCUCACACAAGAAAAAGACAGUUGGAUGGUGAACAUUGUUUUGCCAGUUGAAAAGACAAAUGUAUUAAUCAUUAUUUCAUAAAAUUGUUUCUUAUAAAACAGCAGUGAAUUUAAAUUAAUUAAAUUCGAAAAUGUGCUUCAAAUAUAUAUCCAUCUAAUAUACCUGAGAUGAAGGAUUUCUCAGAUCGUCCAUCCAUCCAUCAGUCCAUCCAUUUCCUUAUCCUACCUAGGGUCACAGUGGUGCUGGAGUCUUUCCCAGCUACCUCGGGCUGAAGGCAGGGAAACCCUGAAUAGAUGGCCAGUCCAUCACAGGGCAAACACAUAUAGACAGACAAACACACUGACAAUUUAAUAUUUUUCUCUCAGAUUGUCUUUUUCAAAAACAAUUCAGGUUAUUUUUAUGUAAAUAAUGCUAUUUUUUCAUGCUGAAUGAUAUUGUUGCAUAGAUUUGUUUUUUGUUUUUUUCUCCAAAUGAUGAUUUUAUCAAAAUGCAAUGCUGGACAUUCUUUGUGUACACUGUGUAAGAAUUAAAAAAUGUAAAUAAAAUGGUUUGCUUAAUCA